ACAUUAUAUAUACAAGUCUCCCCCAAUACAUUACUGCAACCUGAUUUAAUUAGGACCCUCAAAACCACUUGCUAUAAUACUGUGUCUCCAAAGAAAGGUGCAUGAAAAGCCAAAAAUGAAGACUACUGCUUUUCUAGUCUCCCUUCUUCUCCUUCUUCUUUCUCUUCUUUCUCCUAAUUUGUUAAAUAGCUUUUCUUCAUUAUUGGUGUUAAUUCUAGUGCUUAUUGGUCUUGGGGGAUUUUAUAUCUUUAAUACUCUGUGGCUAAAGUCAGCUCAGAGACUUCGAUUUAAGCUUCAGAAGCAAGGCAUCUACGGGCCUAAACCAUCUUUUUUAUAUGGAAAUGUCGCUGAAAUGCAAAAGAUUCAAGCUGCAUCAAUCAAGUCUCACAGCAACUAUGGUGAAUUUGUAGCUCAUGAUUAUACUUCCUCACUCUUUCCGUACUUUGAACAAUGGCGAAAACUCUACGGUCCUGUAUAUACAUAUUCAACAGGAAACAAGCAACAUUUGUAUGUGAACCAGCCGGAGCUAGUAAAGGAAAUGAACCAAAGUAUUAGCCUGGAUUUAGGGAAACCUUCUUAUGUCACCAAGAGACUUGCCCCUAUGCUUGGAAAUGGUAUUUUGAGGUCUAAUGGUCACAUUUGGGCCAUGCAGAGGAAAAUUGUAGCCCCCGAAUUCUUCAUGGACAAGGUCAAGGUCAUGGUGAGCCUAAUGUUGCAGUCAGCAGAGCUAUUGACAAGAAAAUGGGAUGAAAGGAUUGAAGCUGAAGGGGGCAAAAUGGCAGAGAUCAGUGUUGGAGAGGAUCUGAGAAGCCUCUCAGCAGAUGUGAUAUCAAGGGCUUGCUUUGGGAGCUCAUAUUUUAAAGGCAAAAAGAUUUUCUCAAAGCUUCGAACCCUUCAAAAAGUCAUAUCAAACCAAAGUAUACUUUUUGGCUCUCCUGCAUUAGGGUUUCUUCCAAGUAGGCAACAAAGGGAGAUUGAGAACUUAGAGAAGGAGAUAGAGUCGCUGAUAUGGGAAGCAGUGAAAGAACGAGAAAGGGAAUGCUUAGAGACACCCUCAAAUGAGAAGGACUUGUUGCAUUCAAUACUUGAGGGUGCUAUCAAUGAUGACAAUGUAGGCGAGCAUUCGUCCAGGAAAUUCAUCGUUGACAAUUGCAAGAACAUAUACUUUGCAGGACAUGAGUCCACUGCUGUUGCUGCAUCUUGGUGCCUCAUGCUUCUGGCUCUACAUCCAGAAUGGCAAUCUCGUAUCAGCCAGGAAAUGACUCAGAUUUGCCCCGAUGGUGUCCUAGAUUCAGAGUCAGUCUCCAAGAUGAAAAUGGUGACAAUGGUCAUUCAAGAAGCAAUGCGCUUGUAUCCACCAGCCGCAUUUGUGUCAAGGGAGGCACUGGAAGAUACACAGAUUGGUCACAUUGUUGUGCCAAAAGGCGUAUGCUUGUGGACCUUGAUCCCAACACUGCAUCGCGACCCUGAAAUCUGGGGUCGAGAUGCCAACGAAUUCAAGCCAGAGAGGUUUGAAAACGGAGUUUUGGGUGCUUGCAAAUUGCCACAAGUUUAUAUCCCAUUUGGACUAGGUCCUCGGCUCUGCCUUGGCCGGAAUUUCGCAAUGGUGCAGCUAAAGGUUGUGAUUUCACUCAUCAUUUCCAAGUUUCGUUUCUCUCUAUCUCCCAAAUACAGACACUCGCCGGCUUAUAGGAUGAUUGUCGAACCAGGCCAAGGAGUACACAUUCUUGUUGAGAGAUUGAAGCAAUGUUAACAAACUGGAUACAUAUAAUAUGCUUCAAGCAGACUCUUCCUCUUACUUUAAUUUUGUUCUUUUCAGCUUGUGUUGAAAGUGUAAAUGCCGAUACAUAAAUAAAUACUACAUAGUUGUGUUUUAAUUA
This is a messenger RNA of Lycium ferocissimum, 1880 nucleotides long. RefSeq names its product cytochrome P450 714A1-like. The record is from RefSeq and is a predicted model, not a curated record. Gene Ontology annotation, molecular function: oxidoreductase activity, acting on paired donors, with incorporation or reduction of molecular oxygen; heme binding; iron ion binding. The transcript has 5 exons. Bases 116 to 1753 code for a protein of 545 amino acids. NCBI's taxonomy places the organism in Eukaryota, Viridiplantae, Streptophyta, Magnoliopsida, Solanales, Solanaceae.